Molecule: messenger RNA, 4206 nt
Organism: Scatophagus argus
Lineage: Eukaryota; Metazoa; Chordata; Actinopteri; Scatophagidae
Gene: prdm10
Product: PR domain containing 10
Exons: 23
Coding region: 478-3987 (1169 amino acids)
Cellular component (GO): nucleus
Molecular function (GO): protein binding
Source: RefSeq, a predicted model, not a curated record
CCUACAUUGGGACUAUGUGGCCGUAAUGCUAAUGUUGCGGUGCAGUAAAUGCCCGGGUUUCUAAAGCGCUGGUUUUUGUGGUAUGGUCCAGUUGGGACUGAGAACCUGCGGGGUUAAAAUAGGGGGGAAAUGAAUUUAUUAUUGAUUAUACCAACUACAUUUUUGAAUGAGUUCAAAGUCGUGAUCUUUCACGGUGGCUUUUGUGUCGACAUGCGGUUGUAUUUAGACAUCUUUUCCCGGGCGGCCUCUCGAGCAAACGUUGACCGCGUUUUCCUUCUUACCCCCGCUGAGAGUCUUGUGUGACCGCUCUGUACACGAAGUGACAUGCUGGUUUAUUUUGGCGUGCAUGUCCCAGGCAUGUUCUAUCAGCUGCACGAAAGUGUGUUUGGAGACCAGGAAAACCUUUGUUUCAGGCAUCCCUGGCUGUCUUCGGAGUGAAGUGAUAGUGGUUGGUGAAAGGCCUGGCACCUUGCUGCCAUGGAGACCAAGCAGGAACCUUCUGCCGUGUGGAGCCAGACUACUGACAGUGAUUCAGGAAACGGCACACAGGUGCAUUUUGAAGGAGGCACAGUGGCCCAGAUAGUGUACAGUGGAGAUCAGGCAGACCGAGGACAGCAGCAGGUGGUUUACACUGCAGACGGGAACUCCUAUACCUCUGUAGAUUCUGCAGAGCACACGCUGGUCUACAUACACCCUGCAGAUGGCACUCAGACUGUAUUUGCUGAUCAGCCACAAGUAGCUUACAUUCAGCAGGAUGGUACAACCCAACAAGUCACAGUUUUGUUGCCCAGUGGACAGAACAUGAAUGCUGCCAAUCUGCAUGUUCUUAGUAAUGUCGCAGAGGCUCCCCAAGCUAUCCUGGAGCCAGUUUCUCAGGAGCAGCUGUCCGUGUCCAAUUCGCUCCCCUCCAUGGCUGACAUGGCGGACGCCCCCAGCAGUCCCCUCGGGGCCACAGACUCCACAGACGACUCUGACGAAGAUGAGGAUGAAGACUCUGAGAUGGAUGACUGGGAACCUCGCGAGCCUCAGUCGUUCAACCCCCACAGCCUCUGGUGUGAGGAGUGUAAUAAUGCCAACCCCUCUGUGUGUCUGAAGCACGGCCCUCUGCACCCCAUCCCCAACCGGCCAGUGAUGUCCAAGGCCCGGGCCAGUCUGCCUCUGGUCCUCUACAUCGAUCGCUUCCUGGGUGGGGUGUUCUCCAAGAGGCGCAUCCCAAAGCGCACACAGUUUGGUCCUGUGGAGGGACCCCUGGUUUCUCAGAGUGAACUGCAGGAGCAUUACAUUCAUCUGAAACUGUGCAUGCUGGAUGCAGAGAAAGACGGAGAGAAGUCCAGCGACAUGUGGUUCGACCUUUCUGAUGAAGACAGCUGUAACUGGAUGAUGUUCGUCAGACCUGCUCAGAACCACCUGGAGCAGAACCUGGUGGCCUAUCAGUAUGGCUCCGAGAUAUUUUACACAACCAUCAAGAACAUCCAACCCAAACAAGAGCUCAAGGUUUGGUACGCAGCAUCAUAUGCAGAGUUUGUCAAUCGGAAGAUCCACGAUGUUACAGAAGAAGAGAGAAAAGUGCUCCGGGAGCAAGAGAAGAACUGGCCUUGUUAUGAGUGCAACCGGCGCUUUGUGAGCUCUGAACAGCUGCAGCAACAUCUCAACAUGCAUGACGACAAGUUAAACUCUGUUACUAGAUCCAGAGGCCGGGGUCGAGGAAGAGGCAGAAGGAGAUUUGGGACAGGAAGAAGACCGGGACGCCCUCCUAAAUUUAUACGCUUGGAUCCACCGUUAGAUGCUGGCGGGGACAAGACAACAGAGAUGCUGGAGUUGACGGAGAAGCCGCUGGAGGAGCAAGCAGAGGGAGCUCAGAACGGGCUGAAGGUGGUGGAGAUGGAGCCGGAGGUGGAGGCUGUGACCGAAGCAGAGCUUAUAACCCCUGCAGGUGAACCGGUUUCAGAGUCCGUCACCCCGCCCUCCAACACGGACCUAAAGGAGGACCCGACGCAAAGCAUCCAACCCGACGCCCACAUCACAUCUCAGGACAUGCGACGUGCCAAGAGGAUACGGAACGCAGCACUGCAGCACCUUUUCAUCAGGAAGAGUUUCCGUCCUUUUAAAUGCACCCACUGUGGCAAGGCCUUCAGGAACAAAGACAAGCUGGAUCAGCACCUGCGGGUCCACGGCCAGGACGCCUACACCUUUUCCUGCCACAUCUGCAACAAGAGCUUCAUGAGUGACUCGGCCCUGGAGGACCAUCUGUUGCUGCACACGGAGAACCGCUCUUUCUCUUGUCUCUUAUGCCCUGAAACCUUUGAAAGGCUGGACCUGCUAAAAGACCAUGUCGCGGUUCACGCUGUGGACGGCUGCUUCACCUGUCCCUCCUGCAAGAAGACGUUUACUGACUUCAUUCAGGUGAAGAAGCAUAUCCGCUGCUUCCACUCAGAGAAGAUCUUCCAAUGCCCAGACUGUGAAAAGGCCUUCUGCCGACCGGAUAAACUGCGCUUGCACAUGUUACGCCACUCUGACCGCAAGGACUUCCUGUGCUCAACAUGCGGCAAACAGUUCAAGAGGAAAGAUAAGCUGCGGGAACACAUGCAGCGAAUGCACAAUCCAGACCGAGAGGCGAAGAAGGCAGACCGAAUCCACCGCUCCAAAACCCUCAAACUGAAGGUGCCCACCACUGACUUCGAGAGCUUCAUGUUCAAAUGCAGAGUGUGCAUGAUGGGGUUCAGACGCAGAGGAAUGCUGGUCAAUCACUUGGCCAAGCGUCAUCCAGAGAUGCGUAUUGAUGAUGUGCCUGAGCUAACGCUGCCAAUAAUCAAGCCCAACAGGGACUAUUUCUGCCAGUAUUGUGACAAGGUGUACAAGAGUGCCAGUAAGAGGAAAGCCCACAUUCUGAAGAACCACCCUGGGGCAGAGUUGCCUCCCAGCAUACGUAAAUUGCGCCCGGCUGCUCCUGGUGAGCCUGAUCCCAUGUUGAGCACACACACCCAGCUGACUGGCACCAUCGCCACUGCACCAGUCUGUUGUCCACACUGUGCCAAACAGUACAGCAGCAAGACUAAGAUGGUUCAGCACAUCAGGAAAAAACAUCCGGAGUUUGCCCAACUCGCCAACACCAUCCAGACUCCUCUGACUACAGCUGUCAUCAGCAGUGCUCCUGCGGUCAUCAGUUCAGACGGCACCACGGCUGAGGCUGUAGUGACCACAGAUCUGCUGACUCAGGCCAUGACGGAGCUUUCUCAAACGCUGACCACAGACUACCGCACGGCGCAGGGAGACUACCAGAGGAUCCAGUACAUCCCCGUGUCUCAGGCAGGAGGAAGCCUGUCCCAGCCGCAACACAUUCAGCUGCAGGUGGUGCAGGUCGCUCCGGCUUCCUCCCCACAUUCCCAGCACCCCACAGUAGAUGUGACUCAGCUGCAUGACCCUCACGGCUACAGCCAGCACUCCAUCCAGGUACAACACAUCCAGGUCACCGAGCCCUCUGGCACUGGACAGGCGUCCACGCAGGUCACAGGUCAGCCUCUAAGCCCCACCUCCCAGCAGCCUAGUCAGGAGCUGAGCCCCACCCAGCUCACCCCUGUGACCUUAGCUCAGAGCCACACUCUGCAGACCAGCAGCACCCAGCAGCAGCAGCAGCAGCAGCAGCAGCAGGGGACUGUGCAGCACGCCUACAUACCAGGAAACUGGAAUUACAGGGGCUACUCGUCUGAGAUCCAGAUGAUGGCUUUACCUCACACGCAGUAUGUGAUAGCUGAGGCCAGCACGCCUGUUUCUGGAGUCAACAGCAACCAGGUGAAAACGACACACUACGUUAUCUCUGAGGGUCAGGCUGAGCUGGAGACCAAACAGGCUGUUCCUCAGAAUGCAACCCAGGCCCACGCCGAACAUCUGGAGCAGCAGCCGGCCAAUCAGCAAGCCACCACGCAGUACAUCAUCACUACGACCACCAAUGGCAGCGGCACUAGUGAAGUUCACAUCACAAAGCCCUGAUGUGCUCUGCAAACCCAGCACAGACCCACGGACUGAUCCCGCAUGUAGACCUCAGCAGCUUGUACGCACAUAAAUGAACUAACACACAGUCAUACGCACAGACUUGUGUACACAGAAAGCUAAAACGGGGCUCGAGUGAUGUCCAGCACAGUUUUAUGUGUCUGUAAGGUGUUCAGGUGUUGAAGGAGCCGAGACAAUAAAGUCAGCAGAGAGAUAAAA